GAAAAAGGAGAACGGAGAAGCUAGAAUUUCUCAUCCACGACAACGAAUCCAUGGCCCCAGAUCUACGACUUCAACAUCCAUAAUGACAAGAAGGCCGCCAAGCGCAGCACUUUUCUCGGCCAAUCCCAGGAAACACUUUCACCAAAUUGGAUGUGGCUGAACUUGUUUACUUCCCGCUCGAGAAACGAAGCGUGUCUUCUCAAAUCUGAGUCUUCUCUUUUCUGGGUGUUCAAAAUUUCCAGAGCCUUCCCACCUUCUUCAUUGUCUCCAAAAUCUCCAGAGCCCUCCCACCUCCCAUGGAGUUUGAUUUCUCUUAAUGAUUGAUCAUCUUCCUUGUUAUAAGGAUCCAAGACCCUUGCUUCCCCUUUUUAUUAAUUUAUAAUUUUUUUGGCAAAACCUAAUACCAACAAAAAGCUUUCCAUUUCUUGAAAUUCCUACGUCAAAAAUGGAAAUUAAAUUCUGGGUUCUUCAGAAGUUGUUCAAUCUUAAAAACCCAUAUCAGAAUUCUCUCCAUUUUCCAUCUUCGAUUUCCUAAUUUCUUUUAUUUAUUUUUUGAAAUUUGAACCACGUCAGUAUCGAUAACCUCAUCACGGCAGCCAUUUCUCUAUUGAGAGAAGCGAUCGUGGUGAUGGUUGGCAAUCGGGUCUCCAUGCUCUCCGAUCUCCUUUUUCAGCAUCUCCUUCUCCUCUUGGGCGAUUGGGUCGAUUGCGAUGUCGCGACGGCGAUUGGGUCUGCACUCCGUUCUCCUUCUUCAGCGCUUUGUGCAUCACGUGUUUGGCAAAAAUAUCAAACAAAUGGUUUCCUCGAGAUUUCUAUCCUGCCUCUAUCCGAUUCUGCUUCUCAUGAUUAAUCAAGCCCUUGGUCAAGUUCCAGAUUUUCUACACCACUUCUGUGUAAAUGAGAAUGGAAACUACACCACCAAUAUUACCUAUCAGACAAACCUCAACCGCCUUCUCUCCUCCCUGCCCUCCGAAGAAAACAGCAACGGGUACGGUUUUUACAAUGCAUCCUAUAGUCAAAACUCGUCGAACGAACAAAUUUAUGCAAUCGGACUUUGUAGGGCAGAUGUCAUGGCGGAAGAUUGCCGCACCUGCCUAAAUAACUCCCGAUAUGCUCUGCCUCAGCGUUGCCCUAAUCAGAAGGAAGCAAUUGGUUGGCACGACGAAUGCAUGCUACGCUACUCAAACCGCUUCUUCUAUGGCGUUAUGGAAACUAGUCCUUCUUUCUAUGUGCAGAAUCCUAAUAAAAUAUCGUCGUCGGGCCUGGAUGGAUUCAACCAAGAGCUGAGGAAGGUAGUGGACAGGAUAAGAAGUGAGGCUGCAGCUGGUGGUUCUCUUCGGAAGUUUGCAUUCGGAAACGCAAGUGUCCCAACUUCCAAAACAGUGUAUGCACUAGCGCAGUGCACGCCGGACAUAUCCAAGCAAGCGUGCAGUGAUUGCUUAAGUGGAGCUUUUGUGGAUAUCCACCAAUGUUGUGAAGGGACAGAAGGUGGGAGAGUUUUUAGUCCCAGCUGUAACCUUAGAUUCGAGGUUUUCAGCUUCAUUGACCCUACAACUUUUACACCAUUGACAUCGCCGCCAGGCCCUCCACCAGUGCCACUAUCAAUGCCACCAUCAGUAUCUUCUCUUCCACCAUCAAACAAUACCACAAAUACUUCACAAGGAUCGAAGAGCAACAAAUCUCAGACUGUCAUCAUUAUUUUCGUGCCAAUUAUUGCUUCUUUGUUACUAGUUAUGUUAAUGUGCUUUUGUCUAAGAGUACGGAAGGCAAGUAAAAAGCUUCAAAGUAGUUUAGUUCCAGGAGAAGACGCGGACGAAAUGGGAAGGGCAGAAUCCUUGCAAUUCAAUUUUGACACCAUUAGAGUUGCCACAGAUGACUUUUCUGAAGCCAAUAAACUAGGACAAGGAGGAUUUGGUUCUGUUUAUAAGGGUAGGUUAUUGAAUGGAGAAGAAAUAGCAGUGAAAAGGCUUUCCGUAAAUUCUGGACAAGGAGAUUUGGAGUUUAAAAAUGAGGUCUUGUUAGUGGCAAAGCUUCAACACCGGAACUUAGUUAGGCUCUUGGGUUUCUGCUUGGAAGGAAUUGAAAGGCUUCUUAUUUAUGAGUUUGUCCCUAAUGCAAGUCUCGACCACAUCAUAUUUGACUCAAUCAAGCGCGCACAAUUGGAUUGGAAUAGGCGCCAUAGAAUCAUUGUAGGCAUUUCUCGAGGACUUAUUUACCUUCAUGAGGAAUCUCGGCUUAGAAUUAUUCAUCGUGAUCUCAAAGCUAGUAAUAUAUUGAUAGAUGAAGAAAUGAACCCCAAAAUAUCAGAUUUUGGCAUGGCAAAGUUGUUCGAGCUUGAUCAAACACAAGGCAACACCAGUCGAAUUGGGGGGACCUAUGGAUAUAUGGCUCCAGAAUAUGUACUGCAUGGGCACUUUUCUGUUAAGUCAGAUGUUUAUAGUUUUGGUGUCUUAGUUUUGGAGAUAGUAAGCGGUCAAAAAAAUAAUUGCUUUCGUCAUGGACAAAAUGUGGAGGAUCUUCUAAGCUAUGCAUGGAUAUGUUGGAGGGAAGGGACAACUUCAAAUCUAAUUGAUCCCACAUUGACGAAUGGUUCAAGAAAUGAAAUAGUGAGAUGCAUCCACAUUGGGUUACUGUGUGUGCAAGAAAAUAUAGCUGAUAGGCCAACCAUGAAUGCUAUUGUUCUAAUGCUUAAUAGUUACUCAGUCACACUUCCGGUACCCCCACAACCAGCAUUUUUCAGGGAUAGCAACAUUGGAUCUGACGUGUCUUGGGAUGGAGGAAUAGUUCAGAUGAUGACAACCGGGUCGGAUCGAUCCAAGAACAGCUCUGUCAAAGCACCAAAAAAUGAGGUUUCAUUGAUCACCGAAGUAUAUCCUAGAUAGUUCUUUGGAAACUCUUUUUUGUUUUUUUUUUGUUUUUUUGUUUUUUUGUUUUUUUGUUUUUUUGUUAUGAUGUGUAAUUUAGCAUUUACUAGAAAGUGAUGCCCAAGCGUUGCUGCAGGUUAGAAAUUGUAUGGAUAAAUCUAGUAUCAUCAGCAGUCUCUAACUUUCCAGCAGUAAUACAUGUGAACUAAUAAACGUAUCUCUAAGUUUCCAAA
This is a messenger RNA of Malus domestica (apple), 3097 nucleotides long. Its product is annotated as cysteine-rich receptor-like protein kinase 29. Gene Ontology annotation, cellular component: plasma membrane. Gene Ontology annotation, biological process: protein phosphorylation. Gene Ontology annotation, molecular function: ATP binding; protein serine/threonine kinase activity. Lineage: Eukaryota; Viridiplantae; Streptophyta; Magnoliopsida; Rosales; Rosaceae. The record is from RefSeq and is a predicted model, not a curated record.